CCUUGUCUCUAUUCUCCAUGGUACGACCACAUCGUUUAUUUUUCGUGUGAUUUAAAUUAUUAUUAUUUUUAAUAACAGUUGUCUUAAAAAAAAAGCAUUUACAUUCAUAAUUUAUAAAUGAAUUAAAUUAAUUCAUAUUAAGUGUAGUGUUUGUGUCACCAACUCAUCAUAUUUAAGUUUUAUGAAAGUGUACAAUGAGUUUUAAGUGGAAGAUUUAUAUAUUUGAGUUCAAUGACUUGUAAUGCUUGAGGACGAAGAGACAAGGAAUAGUUUAUUAUCUGCUUUCCAUGGAGGAGAAAUAAAAAUAGUGAAACAUUAACUAAUGCAAUUUAGUUUCUAUUAGUAACUUGGAAUAUUACACUGGGAGAAAAAAAAAUUAAAUUCAAUGUAGAUGAAUAUACAUUGCUCAACAACGCUGUCGUGAAAAAUCGUAUCGAGAUUGUGAAUAUUAUCUUGAAAUAGAGCUUUUCGAGACACCGCCAUAUUUUGCAGUUCAAUACAGCAUUUAAGAAACUGUAAAAAUGUUUUUCAACAACGGAGCAUCUUUUGACAUUAAACAUUAUCAUAAAAAUACAGCACUCCAUCAUGCAAUAAAAAAAAAACAGUUAAAUGCUGCUAAAUUACUGAUUUCCAGUCAAGAAAUUGAUGUUAACGCCAUAGAUGAAGACGGAAAGAAGCCAAUUUAUCUUGCGACUGAAAGAGGAUAUUUAGAAAUUGUCAAAUAUCUUUUAUCAUACGGGGCCUGUAUAGAUGCAUCAUGUACUUCAAGUUGGAAAAGUGGCUAUACUUCUCUUCAUUUGGCUGCUGAAAGUGGUAACGAAGAAAUAUUGUCAUUAUUAUUAUGCAACGGUGCAAAUGUGAAUAGUAACGCUCAGAACAGUUUAACUUCACUUCAUCUUGCCGCUGAAAGAGGACAUUUACGAAUAGUUGAGCUCCUAUUAGAUUAUGGAGCUUUUAUUGAUUGCACACAUACAUCAACACUUAGAUAUGGUUGUACGCCAUUGCAUUUUGCUGUUGAGAAUGGUUACACAAAAGUUGUCGAACUUCUUAUAAAGAAAGGCGCUAAUGUUAAUGUCAAGCUAAGAGGUAAUGAUACGCCUCUUCUUAUGGCAGCAGAAAGAGGGCAUUUAGCAAUUGUCCAAUGUCUUUUAAAAAAUGGGGCUCAUAUCAAUGGAACUUACGUUAGUGAAGGAAAAACUGGAUAUACGCCACUACAUAUUGCUUGUAAAAAUAAUCAUGAAGAUGUUGUUGAACAACUGCUGAGUGAAGGCGCUGAUCUAAAUCUUAUUGCCAAAGACAAUUUAACUGCAAUUCACCUUGCUUCGAUAAAUGGCAAUGAUAAAAUUCUUAAACUUCUUUUGGAUUAUGGAGCUGACGUUAAAAUUCGUGAUACUAAUAAUAAAACAAUAUGUUACAAUAUAAUGCUUUCUGCUAUUGAAGAAGGGCGUUCAAAAAUAGUUGAAUAUCUUUUAAAUCAUAAAAUUCAUCAGAGUAACCUAAAAAGAAGAGCGAUUAGAAUAUGUAAUUCAUUCAUACAUUGUGCAGUUAAGAAUGGACAACAGGAAAUAGUAAAACUUUUAAUGACUUACGGUGCAGAUGUAAAUUCUAAAGAUAAAAUAGGAAAACCAGUACUAUUUUAUGCUAUACAAAAUUUUGAUUUGAAUAUGGUUGAAUUACUUAUGACAGGUAAAAUAAAAGUUGAUAGUGUUGACAAAAGAAAUAGAACGGCUCUCCACGUGGCUUGUGAUAAUGGGCAUUUACCGAUUGUCAAACUGCUUUUACAAAAUGAUUUCGACAUUAAUAGAACAUGUAAAAAAAAUUUUACACCACUGGACUAUGCUACAGCAAGUAACACUUUGUCGUACUUGAAUUUUCUUGAAGUUUCUGAUCGCGAGUUAAUAAUUCAGGUUCUGAGACAGCAUAUAAUUAAAUUAAAAAUAGCAAAUUUAUAUGUGUCCGAAAAAAAUUUGUCAUUAAUUACUCUCGAUGAAGAAAUGAGUAAAUUUCAGAAAAUAUGUGAAAAAGAAAUAGAAAAUAUGAAAAGUGAAAAAAUUGGUAUUAGUAAUGUAUCUUUUUAUGAUAUUGUGACAAAAAAUACAAAUCAGUUAUCAAUGUUUGUAAGAAAUGAAAGUAUAUUUGAAACUUUAAUUUCAAAUAAUUAUAAAAGAGAUUUUCCGAUUUAUGGAAAUAUUAUAAGUAAUUGUUUUUUAAAAGGAUUAGAAAGAUAUAAAUUAGUAGAACAAGGAAGUGAAUGUCUUUACACUAUAUUUGAUAAUUUUGCAAAAUUACCUUAUGAUAUCUCAUAUAAGAUAUAUGGUUAUCUUAGGAAUUCAGAUUUUAUAAAUAUAAUAUGUGCUUGCAAGCCUCUCAAUUAAUCAAAUCAUUGAUAGUUAUAUCUAUCAAAUAAAAUGUAAAUAUUCAUAAGUUAUGUUAAGUAUCUACAAGAAUUGAAUAGAUAAUUUUUUUAAUUAUGAAAAGAUUCUAAAUAUAUUAGAAAAAUAUAUUUAUUUUUAUUUUGAAUACGAGUAAAGUUGGAUAAAAAGUUCUGAAAGAGGGAAAUUUUUUAAUUUUUGAAAUAAACAAACUUUCUACUCUCAUCGUUAUUCCUGAUUAAAAAAUUCUAUUCAUAUUUAAUCGGAAAGUUCCGAUUGGCAUUUAAUCGGAAAAACGGUCGAUAAAUAAUUAUUUUCUAAUUAAAUCCGAUUAAAAUAUUCUAAUCGGAUUAAAUUGAAAAAUAAUAAAUACACUAACGCAAAAAAUUGAAGAAACAGAAAAAUUUUAUAAAUUUUCGAUCCCAAAAAACAAGUUUCAAUUUUUUUGAUUUCUUUGAUUUUUUUUGGAAAUUUUUCGUUUUUUUACUCUUUCCCUCAAAUUUACGGAGUUAGCAAUGCAAAAAUGAAAGAAAAGUAAAAAAAAAUUGUUUAACUUUAAUUGUUUAGCAAAACUUUGAUCGAUCCC
Molecule: messenger RNA, 2958 nt
Organism: Microplitis demolitor
Lineage: Eukaryota; Metazoa; Arthropoda; Insecta; Hymenoptera; Braconidae
Product: putative ankyrin repeat protein RF_0381
Exons: 3
Coding region: 522-2375 (617 amino acids)
Molecular function (GO): protein binding
Source: RefSeq, a predicted model, not a curated record